GACGUGGAGAGGCAGUCGGCGCUGCAGAGACGGAGUCAGAGCUCAGCUCACUCCACAUUUUACGGAGGCUUGUCAGCACUGGGCGCCACGACCGAGUGUGAUCAAGCGCCUUAAUUCACCCGAACCUGCCGAGGAUAAGUGAAGAAACCCCGGGGAACAGCACGGAGCAGUCCGGGGGCACAUGGAAACGCUAUGUAGCUGGAAACACGGCGGUGGACUUUAUCACAGUUUCACUAGAGAGGAGGCGAAGUGAGCGGCGAGAUAAACAUGCUCACCCCGAUGCUGGCCUCGCUGCUGCCUCUUCUCCUUCUCUGUCGGAUUUCUUUCUGCCAAUACUCAAGCGAUCAGUGCAGCUGGAAGGGCAGUGGUCUGACUCACGAAGGCCACGCCAGGGACGUGGAGCAGGUGUACCUACGUUGCUCCCAAGGCUCUCUGGAGUGGCUCUAUCCCACAGGGGCCAUCAUCGUCAACCUCCGACCCAACACGGUCUCCCCUGCAGCAGCUCGCCUCUCUGUCUGUGUUAAACCCUCCACAGACUCCAGCGGCACCAACAUCUACCUGGACCGCAAUGGCAAGCUGCGGUUACUGCUGCGCGAACAGGACCAGGCUCAGGGCAAGGUGCACUGCUUCAGCAUCCAGGAGGGAGCGCUCUUCAUCGAGGCUGUUGCACGCAUGGACAUCAGCCGGCGCAUCACAGCGUUCCAGUACGAGCUGGUCAGCGACAGGCUGGGAGCAGAAGCACACUCACUGGGUGCACCCUGUCAGCCCUGCAGUGAUGCUGAGAUGCUUCUAGCAGUCUGCACUAAUGACUUUGUGGCACGGGGUAGCAUUAAGAAGGUGGAGCAGGAGGAGGAGCACUCGUCCGUCACUGUGCAGAUCAGUCACCUCUACAGACAGAAGACCCGCGUCUUUGUAUCUGGUGGCGUGAGGGUACGGACCUGGACUGGCCACAUCAAGAUGCCCCUGCAGUGUGGGGUGAGGUCUGGUGAGGGUGAGUUCCUCUUCACUGGGACUGUGAGGUUUGGGGAGGCCUGGAUGGGCUGCGCCCCACGCUACAAGGAUUUCCUGCGGUUGUAUCAUGAUGCACAGCAGCAGGGGACCAACCCCUGUCACGUGGACACUGAUUGACUGGGUUACCUGCCCAUGCUUGGAAAUAAGGACAAGUACUCAGUGGGGGGGAAAAGAGCUGAACCAAGUGUUCAUGCUGAGGAGAGAAAAGACUGAGAGACUGGCCCAGUGGCAGCACCUCUCUCCUCUCUUGCUGUCCCGUGACUCUUUGGAAACAAUGAAUGGAGAUCCUGGACGUUGCCAAGCAGCAGGUUAGCUGGACUCAAAAGAGAACAUGAUGCAAAGUGGAAUGUGUUCGGACUGCCUUUUCCUGCAGACGAGGAACUCCCCAGGUUUUAAAUGUAGCAGACCCCGUUUGGUUUCUAUGUGUAUAAAAUGUGAAUGGACAUUGUAUAUUUUGAAGCUCUGUGUGCUUUGUAAAAAGCUUGAUGUACAGUUCUGAAGUUAUUUCUUAUGACAGAAAUGUAUAAAGUGAAAGCCUCUUAUUUUUAUUUUGUUUAAAAAAUGAUUUGCAAUUUAAUGCCUGAAUUCAUGAGCUGUUCAGGCUGUACAAUUGUUUAAAAAAAGACAAAAACAAACCAAAAAAAAGCAAAAUCUCUUUUGUUCUUGAGAAUAAAAGCUUUUAUUCCAUGGAA
Molecule: messenger RNA, 1703 nt
Organism: Seriola aureovittata
Lineage: Eukaryota; Metazoa; Chordata; Actinopteri; Carangiformes; Carangidae
Gene: metrnla
Product: meteorin like, glial cell differentiation regulator a
Exons: 4
Coding region: 268-1128 (286 amino acids)
Biological process (GO): energy homeostasis; positive regulation of brown fat cell differentiation
Molecular function (GO): hormone activity
Source: RefSeq, a predicted model, not a curated record